Closterium sp. Yama58-4 is the source of this 4833-nucleotide messenger RNA. The record is from the annotation of a GenBank genome assembly. NCBI's taxonomy places the organism in Eukaryota, Viridiplantae, Streptophyta, Zygnematophyceae, Desmidiales, Closteriaceae.
AUGGUGGUGGGGUGCGAUGAGCGGGUGCACUGCGCGGUGAGCCGACAGGUGGUGGAUAAGAUGCGAGAGGGCGAGGAUGGCAGGUCUCUGCUUGCCAUGGCCCGUGAGCUGCGCGUGACCUUGGACUAUUUGACAUGUUUUGAGUCGACUCAAAACGUGGCCGUGGACUAUUUGACAUCUCCACCAGUGGACGUGGUGAGGGAUAUGCUUUUUGAGGUGCCUCAAGCGAGGAGAGGAGGCACGGGGAGGAGAAGAGGGGGGAAUGGGGAGAGAGGAGGGAAGGGGGAGAGAGGAGGGAAGGGGGAUGAGGGAAGAGGGAGAGAGUGUGGUGCAAGGAGGGGAGGAGGUGGAGAGGUAGGUAGUGGAAGGUGGGAGGGGGCGGGUGGAGAGGGGAGGGCGGGAUGGCAAGAGGAGGGCGGAAUGGGGGAGAUGGGUGUUGGUGGUGGUGAUUGGGAUGGUGCAGUUGGGGGGGUUGACAUGGGUGGGGGGAGCGGAGUGGGUGGUGGUAGUGGGAUUGGGGCAGGAGAUGGGUCAGGGGGAGGGGCGUUGUGGGAGGAUGGGAUGAUGGGCGACGUGCAUGGGCGGGGUACGCAGGGAGAGAAGGGAGAGAAGAGAAAUGAGAGAGCAGAGGGAUUGGAGAAUGAGGAGUUAGGCGGAGCAGAGGGCGACGAGGAAGCUUUUCCUGAUGAGGACGAGGAGGAGGAGGACGAGAAAGAGGAGGAAGAGGAGGAGGAGGACGAGAAAGAGGAGGAAGAGGAGGAGGAGGACGAGAAAGAGGAGGAAGAGGAGGAGGAAGAGAAGGAAGGUGGCUUGGCUCGUAAAGUACUGAACGUAGUCCGGAUUGGGCAGAGGAAGAAACUGAAGAAGAGAAGGAAGGUGAGAAGUAAGGAGGAGGGGAAAGAGAAGGAGGAGGAGGAAGAGGAGGAGGAGGAGGAGGAGGAGGAGGAGGAGGAGGAGGAGGAGGAGGAGGAGGAGGAGAAGAGGAAGAAGAAGGGGAGGACGACCAAGAGAAAGAGGAAGAGGAAGAGUGAAGAGGAGGAAAAUGUGCAGGGUAAGAAACAGAAGUAUAGAAAGAAGGUGCGGAGUAAGGAGGAGGAGGAGGAGGAGGAGGAGAAGGAGGAGGAGGAGGAGGAGGAGGAGGAGGAGGAGGAGGAGGAGGAGGAGGAGGAGGAGGAGGAGGAGGAGGGAGGCGGAGGAGGAGGAGGGAGCGGAGGAGGAGGAGGAGGAGAGGAAGAAGAAGGGAGACGACCAAGAGAAAGAGGAAGAGGAAGAGGAAGAGCAGAGAAAGAAGGUGCGGAGAAAGGAGACGAGGAAGAGGAGGAGGAGGAGGAGGAGGAGGAGGAGGAGGAGGAGGGAGAGGAGGAGGAGGAGGAGGAGGAGGAGGAGGAGGAGGAGGAGGAGGAGGAGGAAGAGGAGGAAGAGAAAGAAGAAGGGGAGGACGACCAAGAGAAAGAGGAAGAGGAAGAGGUGGUUAAGUCACGUUCAAAGAGUAAAAAGGGUCGCAAGAAACAAGGAGGAAGCAGUGAAGAGGAGGAAAAUGUGCAGGGUAAGAAACAGAAGCAUAGAAAGAAGGUGCGGAGUAAGGAGGAGGAGGAGGAGGAGGAGGAGAAGGAGGAGGAGGAGGAGGAGGAGGAGGAGGAGGAGGAGGAGGAGGAGGAGGAGGAGGAGGAGGAGGAGGAGGCGGAGGAGGAGGAGGAGGAGGAAGGGGAGGAUCGAAUGAGAAGAGGCAGAGGCAGAGAGGAGGAAAAUGUGCAGGGUAAGAAACAGAAGCAUAGCAAGAAGGUACGGAGAAAGGAGGAGGGGGGGGGGGAGGAGGCGGAGGAGGAGGAGGGAGGAGGAGGAGAGGAGGAGGAGGAGGAGGAGGAGGAGGAGGAGGAGGAGGAGGACGAGGAGGAGGAGGAGGGAGGAGAGGAGGAGGAGAAAGAAAAGAAAGAAGGGGAGGAGAGAAGCAGGAAGAGGAAGAAACUGGAAAUCAGAAGCUCAGGAAUGAUGAGGUGUGGCGAAGUGGCAAGGGGUGGGGGAGCCGCGGCAGCCGUUUCGCCGUUGGCGAAGUACAAGCUAGUGUUUCUUGGAGAUCAGUCCGUUGGGAAAACAAGCAUCAUUACACGUUUUAUGUACGACAAGUUCGAUAACACGUAUCAGGCCACUAUUGGAAUCGACUUCUUGUCCAAGACGAUGUACCUUGAAGACCGGACGGUGCGGUUGCAGCUAUGGGAUACCGCAGGGCAAGAGAGGUUUCGCAGUCUAAUUCCCAGCUACAUUCGCGAUUCUUCUGUCGCGGUUGUCGUCUAUGAUGUGACAAAUCGCGCUUCAUUCCUGAACACAGCUCGGUGGGUGGAAGAGGUUCGCACAGAGCGGGGUAGUGACGUCAUUAUCAUGCUGGUCGGGAAUAAGACAGAUCUUGUUGAUAAGAGACAAGUGUCUAUUGAGGAGGGAGAAGCCAAGGCGCGUGAUUUGAAUGUCAUGUUCAUUGAGACCAGUGCAAAGGCCGGCUUUAACAUCAAGGCCCUGUUUCGUAAGAUAGCAGCAGCUUUGCCAGGCAUGGAGGCACUGUCAGCCACAAAGCAGCAAGAGGACUUGGUGGAUGUCAAGCUCACUUCAGCCUCGAGUCAGAGCGCAGCAGACAAGCAGGAAGCAGCGGUGUACGACCGGCAGAUCCGGAUGUGGGGUGUGGAGGCCCAGCAGAGGAUCGGCUCUGCUCGGCUGCUGGUGAUCGGCAUGUCUGCAGUGAUGGCGGAGACAUGCAAGAACCUGGUUCUGGCCGGCGUGGGCUCACUCACUCUCCUGGACCCUGGUCUGCCCCCCACGCAAGCUGAAAUGGACGGUAACUUCCUCCUCCGCUUCGCCUCAGCUGCUCCGCAGCAGCAGCAGCCGCAGCAGCAGCUGUGGCAGCAGGAGGAGAAGCAUCAGCGGCAGGAUCAGGGGCAACAGCAGCGGGAGGAGGAGAAGGAGGCGAUGGGGAGGGGAGAGAGAGGGAUGGCAUUUCCUGGCAGUUUGGAGGCCAUGGCAGCAUCCUCCCUGCCAUCGCUAGGGCUACCCAUGGACGACAUAGACGCGGUCCUCCUCACAUCCUGCGACCAGCACAUGCAGGAGCGCAUCGAUGUGGCGUGCAGAGCGAGGCAGCCGGCGCCAGCAGCCCUGUUCUACAUGGCAGUGCGGGGCCCGUGCGGCCGGAUCAUUGCCGACCUCUGCGAACACGACUGCAUGUACCAGAAGCAGGACGAGCACGUUGCACUGCACAUCUCAUACCCAUCACUCAAGGAGGUGGUGUCAACUCCAUGGUCCAAGCUACCCAAGCACACCCCACCAUCUCACUUUGCGUUUCAAGCCAUGGAGGACUAUGACGCGCGGGAGAAGCGGGCAGCGGGGCAGGCAUACGACGAGGCGAGUGUGGAGGGGGUGCUGGCGCUUGCACACGACAAGGGCCAAGGCUCGCCCGCGUGCCAUCGCCUGCAGGAGCCCCAUGUGAAGCGUCUGAUCCGCCUCAUGGCUGCUGCGGGGCCCUCGGAGGUCCCUGCUGUCGCAGCCAUUGUGGGGGGAAUCGCUGCUCAGGAGGUGGUGAGGGCUAUUUCGCGGAAAGGGCAGCCCAUGAACAACCUCUUCCACUUUGACUCGCUUUCUCUCAAUGGAGUCCUCUCCCAAGUGCCUCCUCUCACUGUUUUGCCUGCUGCUGAUGCCGCUGCUCCGCCUGCUGCUGCAUCCACUGCCAAUGCUGUGGAUGAAAUCAUUCCUGCCCUGAAAUCCUCCAAAUUUCACCCACUUCCUAUCCCCUCCACUCUUUCCACUAUGCUCCUCCUCUUUUCCAUCCUUCUCCUCGCCGAACCAUUGCGGUAUACUGCCGCGCAGAAGUACCCGCCGAUCGUCAAGUCCCAGCUAGCCGUCAUGUUGUCCGUCAAGUCCGCGCUGGGCGGCAGCUUCGACGGCGCCAACACUUGGAAGGCGGAAACGCCCUGCAACAUGUGGUACGGCGUCACGUGCUCUCCACGUGGCGAGGUGCUGCAAAUCAUGCUCAUGUCCGCCAACCUUCGCGGAACCAUCCCAAAACAACUCGCCAACCUCACCACCCUAAACUACCUCGACCUUUCCAAAAACGCGCUCUGGGGACCCAUACCGCCGCAACUCGCGCUCCUACCGAACCUACUAACCCUCCAACUAGGAAACAACCAGCUAACCGGGUCAAUUUCGCAGGCAUUCGCGCGCCUCCGCGCCCUCCAGUAUCUCGACCUGGGGCGGAACCGGCUCAGCGGAAAGAUCCCCGCAGCACUGGGCAAGCUCGGCGCGCUGCAGCUGCUCCUACUCGACGGGAAUUUACUCGAGGGGUCUCUUCCCGGGAGCCUGGCGAAUUUGAAUCAGCUGAAGCGGUUUAGUGUCGCGGGGAACCGGCUCAGCGGGUUGAUUCCGACGUCCUUUCGCAACGGCAUGCGAAGCAUUCGCCAGUUUUCGCUCGCGAAUAACCUCUUCACGGGCACCACUGCCGGGCUGCCCGCGAUGCCGCUCGACGCUGAAUACGGGUCGCUGGAUCUCAGGAAUAAUUUCUUUUACGGUCUGCCACGGUUCAAGCUGACUGCAAGCACGAACACCACCAGCGGUGGCGGCGGCGGCGGAAGCAUGGCAGCCUGUCCUUCCGCCUCCGCGGACGUGCGCAAGCGCGCGAUGUACGGGGGCAAUUGCUUCUCGGGCUCCGCGGGCUGCAAGGGGGGCGCGGUGCAGCGCACCGCGGACACGUGCGCAGGGUUCUGCCGCACUGAGCGCAGCCUGCGCGCGGGGAAGACGCAGUGCGGGGAGCGGGCCUCUGCGUCUGGUCCUCCGGGCCCCCCAACGCGCAGGCCGUGA